Pantherophis guttatus is the source of this 3506-nucleotide messenger RNA. RefSeq names its product ring finger protein 145 (gene RNF145). NCBI's taxonomy places the organism in Eukaryota, Metazoa, Chordata, Lepidosauria, Squamata, Colubridae. Gene Ontology annotation, cellular component: endomembrane system. Gene Ontology annotation, molecular function: zinc ion binding; ubiquitin protein ligase activity. Gene Ontology annotation, biological process: ERAD pathway; proteasome-mediated ubiquitin-dependent protein catabolic process. The record is from RefSeq and is a predicted model, not a curated record.
CCGUAGCGGCUGUUGGAGGAACUGCGCCGAGGCGGAGGAGGAAGGAAGGAAGGAAGGAAGACGGGAGCCGACGGGCAAAGCAACCAAGGACCCCCCCCCCUUCUCCAGCCCCGGCUGGGGUGAAGAUCAAUCGCACGGCCAGUCUGCCUCACAUCACAACAAAGAAACAGCAUGGCUGCAAAGGAGAAAUUGGAAGCAAUGUUGAAUGUGGCCUUACGGGUGCCAAGCAUCAUGCUUUUGGAUGUCUUAUACCGAUGGGAUGUCAGUUCCUUUUUCCAACAGAUCCAAAGAAGUAGCCUAAACAACAAUCCCCUCUUCCAGUACAAGUAUUUGGCCUUUAAUAUGCAUUAUGUGGGUUAUAUCUUAAGUGUUGUGCUCCUAACCUUGCCCAGACAACAUCUGGUUCAACUCUACCUGUAUUUUCUAACUGGACUGCUGCUGUAUGCUGGGCAUCAGAUCUCCAGGGAUUAUGUAAGAAGUGAGCUAGAAUCCGGUUACGAAGGGCCAAUGUACUUAGAGCCUCUUUCCAUGAAUCGUUUUGUGACAGCUUUAAUCGGUCAGCUGGUGGUCUGCACCCUUUGUUCUUGUGUCAUGAAAACCAAGCAGAUCUGGCUAUUUUCUGCUCACAUGCUCCCUCUGCUGGCCCGGCUCUGCUUAGUUCCUUUGGAAACUAUUGUCAUCAUCAACAAAUUUGCAAUGGUGUUCACUGGCUUGGAAGUCCUCUAUUUCCUGGCGUCGAAUCUUUUGGUGCCAUUCAAUUUAGCGAAGUCUGCCUAUAGAGAACUUGUCCAGAUAGUAGAAGUUUAUGGUUUGCUGGCCCUGGGGAUGACUCUAUGGAACCAGCUCGUGGUCCCUGUCCUCUUCAUGGUCUUCUGGCUUCUACUGUUUGCUCUCCAGAUCUACUCCUAUUUCAGCACUCGGGAUCAGCCAGCCUCUAGGGAGAGGCUUCUCUUUCUGUUCCUAACAAGCAUUGCAGAAUGCUGUAGCACUCCUUACUCCUUGCUGGGAUUGGUGUUCACUGUCUCUUUUGUGGCCCUUGGCGUUCUAACACUCUGCAAAUUUUACCUGCAAGGCUACCGGGCAUUCAUGAAUGAUCCAGCUAUGAAUCGGGGGAUGACAGAAGGAGUCACACUUUUGAUCCUGGCUGUGCAGACUGGACUCAUUGAGUUACAAGUGGUACAUCGGGCCUUCCUGCUCAGUAUUAUUCUCUUCAUUGUGGUGGCAUCCAUCCUGCAGUCCAUGCUGGAGAUCGCAGACCCCAUUGUUUUAGCUCUGGGAGCUUCAAGAGACAAGAGCCUUUGGAAGCAUUUUCGUGCUGUGAGUCUGUGUUUGUUCUUGCUGGUUUUCCCAGCUUACAUGGCCUACAUGAUCUGUCAGUUUUUCCACAUGGACUUUUGGCUGUUGAUCAUCAUUUCUAGCAGCAUUCUCACUUCUCUCCAGGUCCUGGGGACUCUUUUCAUUUAUCUCUUAUUUAUGGUGGAAGAGUUCAGAAAAGAGCCGGUAGAAAACAUGGAUGAUGUUAUUUACUACGUGAAUGGCACCUAUCGGCUGCUGGAGUUUCUCGUGGCUCUUUGUGUUGUGGCCUAUGGCGUAUCAGAGACUAUCUUUGGAGAAUGGACUGUGAUGGGCUCGAUGAUCAUUUUCAUUCAUUCGUACUAUAAUGUGUGGCUUCGGGCUCAGUUGGGAUGGAAAAGCUUUCUUCUCCGCAGAGAUGCUGUCAAUAAGAUCAAAUCGCUGCCCACUGCCACCAAAGACCAGUUGGAACAGCAUAACGAUAUCUGUGCCAUCUGCUAUCAGGACAUGAAAUCAGCUAUCAUCACACCCUGCGGUCAUUUUUUUCAUGCGGGCUGCCUUAAGAAAUGGCUGUAUGUGCAAGAAACCUGUCCCUUGUGCCAUUGCCAACUUAAAAACACAACUCAGCCCCCUGGGCUUGGACCAGAGCCAGUGCCACAAGUAAAUCUUGGAGCAGAGCAACAUACUGUUCAGCAAGAAGCUACUGGAGCCCCCAAUAUUCAACACCAGGAAGGGAAUGGAGUUGAGCCUGUGGACGAUGGACAAGCUGUCAUAGGGCAGGACUCUGUUGAUGUCAAGGAAGAUUACAACACUUUGGACAAUGCAUCUUCCAGUGAAGCCAAUCAGGUAACAACUGCCUCAGAAGGAUUGGCUGAAGAAGAGGAAGAGGUGAUAACACAAGAUCUAAGAGGAGGCAUCCAGAAUUGAACUAGCAAAGACUGGUGCAAAAAUACCUACUCCAGGGCUCAGCAGACGGAGUCUUCUCCUUUUUCUUGUUGUGAGCGAGUGUAAUUCUCAGAAUGCUGGCCAAAAUGUAUUUAUAAUAUCCCAUGCUGAUUUCUGUGAGCUGCUUGGUUUACGGGGCUGCCAGAGCAUUCCACUGGAAACUGCUUUCAGAAUCUGCCUCUGUAUUACAAAAAGGCAGAAUCUGGGAAUCCUAGUUGAAUAUUUGGGGCUGAGAAUCUCAAGGGAAGGAACACAAGAAGAGGGUGAAGAGAGAGAGAGACAGACAGAGAGAGACAGAGACAGAGAGACUAGUGAAACAAAAGUCAGUAUUGCUCAUAUUGAAAUGAGAAAAUUAAACAGAAGGACAAAAGUAGUAUGUAUGUCUCCUUGGCCUCAUCAUUCUGCAGUGAAUGGAGAUUGGUUAAGAACACUGACCAAAAUCAUGUAGAGGCCUGGAGUUCAACCAAUGCCAAUAUGGAGGACUGUGUUGGGCUAGAGCAGUGCUCCAGUAUGUGGGGGGUAAUGCUUUGGGCAUGUCAGAUAGGGCAUUUACAUUCAUGUAAUCUAUAGCAAUCUUGAUUAUUUUUUUUAUGCUGGAGUAUUCAACACUUAAAUGUUUUGUCUUUUUUUCAUUAAAAAAGACAUUUUGGACAGUACAGGCAGUAUGAAGUAAUUUAAAGCUCCAGUGACCUCUCUCUCAACUCCACCAGUGAGUUCAGGAGAGUGACGUGAGGAGUUUUAGGCUGCGGAAUGAAGCCUUCUCAGUGCUGUUCAGUUACAUACAUACAUACACAUAAACACACACACACACACACACACACACAAACACACACAUAUAUAAUUUCUUGCAGCUGAAUUAAAGCAGUAUUAAUCUCCUGGCAAUAUUUGCACCUUUGGGAAUGAGUACAUAAAUUGUAUGAUCAAAUGCUGCAAAUGCCAAUCCUAAGGCUCUUAAUAGGAUCUUCUCCUAUUUCUCCCUUCCCCUUCUCCCUUGACAAGAUUGUGCGUGUAUUUAAAUUUUUACAUUCAUCAUGGCUUUUUAGGUAGAACCUGGGGGUGGGAUGGGAGCUGGCAAUUUUUUAAUGUGAAUUUUGAUAUGAAAAGGAACGAGUCACUUAUUUAUACAUUAGGCUUGGCACUCAAAAAGUGUAGAUCUUUUUUGGUUUUGUGAAUCGUAGACAUUUUAUUUUUAGUAGCAAACUCGUGUGUAGACUGACAGACAUAAUAACUGUAUGUCCUAAUAAACGUUUGAAGUUUUUUUUUUUUUA